Messenger RNA from Elgaria multicarinata webbii, 1020 nucleotides. RefSeq lists its product as uncharacterized. Gene Ontology annotation, biological process: intracellular protein transport; vesicle-mediated transport. Lineage: Eukaryota; Metazoa; Chordata; Lepidosauria; Squamata; Anguidae. Gene Ontology annotation, cellular component: cytoplasm; plasma membrane. The record is from RefSeq and is a predicted model, not a curated record. The transcript has a single exon. Gene Ontology annotation, molecular function: GTP binding; GTPase activity. The coding region runs from base 17 to 586 and encodes 189 amino acids.
UAAUACACAGUGUGCCAUGGGGCUCUUACUCAGCCGGAUUCAGAAGGCGUUGCAAGGUUUCUACGGGACAGAAGCUCGUAUUCUCUUGCUGGGUCUGGAUGCAGCUGGCAAAACAACCCUCCUCUACAAGCUGAAGUUGAACGAAACCCCGAUGACCAUUCCCACCCUGGGCUUCAAUGUGGAGACGAUACAACCCAUCAACAACGUCACUUUCACCAUGUGGGAUGUGGGCGGCCAAGAUCGGAUCCGGGUCCUAUGGAAACAUUACCAUUCCAACACAGAUGGUCUGGUCUUCGUGGUGGACAGCGUGGAUGGUGAUCGUUUUGAGGAAGCCAGAUAUGAAUUGGAAGCACUGCUGGAUGCCAGAGACCUGCAAGGAGUUCCUUUGGUACUGUUAGCCAACAAGCAAGACUUGCCUGGAGCAUGGGCUCCCCUGGAGGUGGCAGAAAAAAUGGGACUGAGGAAAUUGCCAGGGCACCAGUGGCAUGUGCAGGGAUGCUGUGCCGUGAGCGGAGAGGGCAUCCCCGAAGCGAUGGAGAAGCUGUCUGAGAUGGUCAAGUUGCAUCGCAAAGCCCGAGGUACAUAGUCAGUUAGGAAGACCCCCAUCUCGCAUGUGGGACAUACAAUAUCCUGCUAAUCAAUUGCCUGUUCAGGCCCAGAUGUUCUUGCCAAGCUGUUUAAUCUGCAUAAUGGACUCUACAUGGUCCUGCUUAUCAACAGCCAUUACAGGACUUGUGAGAAGCUGCACAGGCUUUAGUGUUGGGUUUGCUUCUUAGACACAGAGCAGGGUGUACAGCUCUACUGGACUGCUCUUCAGGUAUUUCCUGAUCCAGUAUGUCAUGCUUAGUAGAAAUACAGAAACAAGCUGAGGACACCUGUUCGUCGAAGCCAGAACCAUCCAGAUUUACAACCACCAUGCCUGGACUCUGAACUAGAGACAUUUAUUAUUUCCUCCACUGCAUAUGUGAUAUUUCCAACAAGUUACUGGGAAGGCCUAUUUAUUGCUUUGUAUCAUGCCUA